UCCAAACCUGGAAGGAUUUGAAGUAUUUGAAAAUGAAUACUCCCUAAAUAUACAUGCAGAUGAUAGGUGAAUGAUUCCUAGAACUAAAAGGAAUUGAAAGUUGUCCAAUUAACCAACACCAAUAUAUAUAUACGCACACAAUUCUUUUUCCAAUAAGAACCCAAAAUCUGAAUUCUUUCCCCUCCUCCUUCUUCAUCCCAAGAAGACCUGCUGGUUUACAGAGGCGAAUUCAAGAUUUGAAGUUUAUGAAUUUUUAUCCCAAGUUGAUAUUUUAAUAAUAACUGAGUUCACAAUCAAGCGUGUCCACCUGAUUUAUAGAAGCGGAUCAAGAAUUUGAAGUUUAUAGAUUUCUACGGUGAACUCAAGUUAAUAUUUUAAUAAUAUCACAAUCAGGAUCCUCCGGGUUUACAGAAGUGGAUUCAGGAUUUGAAGUUUGUAGAUUUCUACAGUGAAUUCAAGUUAAUAACUGAGUUCAUAUUCAAAUUAGACCUACUGUGGUUUAACAGGUUAAGAGUUGCUAUCCUCAAAGAGGAACAUAUUACAUGUAUGGAGAGGGAUAGAAAGAGAAGCAGCAGGGAAGAACAUUCAUGUGAUGGAAGAAUAAUAAAAAGAAGUGGACAUGAAAGUUCUACAAGGACACCAAGAACAUCUCAUGGUUUUCACUCCAAUACUAGUAGUAGUAGUAGACAUAAUUAUCAGCCUUCUCUAUGGGAUACUAUGGCUCCUUCUCCAACUCCAAUUAGGCCAUCAUCUGUAAGAUCUUCAACUUCUAGAUAUCCUGCAAAUCACAAUAAUUUUAGUACAAAAAAUACUAUGUAUGAUGAUGGAGAACAUAACACAAAUUGUUUCUCUGAAAUAGGUAGUACAUUGCCUAAUGAGGAUAAGAAAAAGGUAAGUAGGGAAAAAUAUUGGGAGGAUCAUCAGCUUUUGAGAUCCGGAGUUGUUAGAGGUACUGAGAUGCAAAUGGAGUUUAAUGAUGAGGAGGAACGGAAAGUUAUUCUUCGUGUUCAUGAUGCAAAGCCUCCCUUUUUGGAUGGGAGAAUUAUUUUCACUGAGAAAGUUGAGGCACCGAUUAUGCCAAUGAAGGAUCCUACGUCGGAUAUGGCGAUAAUUUCACGUAAAGGUUCAGCUCUUGUUAGGGAAAUACACGAAAAACAAAAGAUGCAUAAGUCUCGUCAAAGGUUUUGGGAGCUAGCUGGAUCGAAACUCGGAGAUAUCCUUGGUGUAGAGAAGAAGGAUGAUGCGGAUAAUGCUGUAGUGGGUGAGGAUGGUGAGGUUGAUUUUAAGGGAGAAGCCAGAUUUUCUCAGCACUUAAGCGAUUUUACAAAAUCGAAAACACUUUCACAGCAAAGGCAAUAUCUGCCUAUCUUCGCUGUGCGAGAUGAGUUAUUGCAGGUGGUUCGUGAAAAUCAGGUGGUGGUAAUUAUUGGAGAAACCGGUUCUGGAAAGACAACACAGCUAACACAGUACCUGCAUGAAGACGGCUAUACAGUUAAUAAUGGGAUCAUAGGUUGCACCCAACUGAGGCGUGUGGCAGCAAUGAGUGUUGCCAAAAGAGUCAGUGAGGAAAUGGAAACUGAGAUUGGUGAUAAAGUUGGAUAUGCUAUUCGUUUCGAAGAUGCUACUGGGCCAAGUACUGUAAUCAAGUACAUGACUGAUGGUGUGCUUUUAAGGGAAACGCUUAAAGAUCCCGAUCUUGAAAAGUAUCGUAUAAUUGUAAUGGAUGAAGCUCACGAGAGAUCACUUAACACCGAUGUCCUUUUUGGCAUUCUCAAGAAAGUUGUGGCUAGGCGGCGUGAUUUUAAGCUUAUUGUCACUUCUGCCACUCUCAAUGCCGAGAAAUUCUCUAACUUCUUUGGGGGUGUACCAAUUUUUCACAUACCUGGAAGACCCUUUCCAGUUCAAAUAUCUUAUAGUAAAACCCCAUGUGAGGACUAUGUCGAAGCUGCAGUUAAGCAAGCCAUGACCAUCCAUAUUACUGGUGCACCAGGAGAUAUACUCAUAUUCUUGACUGGUCAGGAUGAGAUUGAAGCAACCUGUUAUGCACUUUCAGAGCGCAUGGAACAACUUACCUCAUCAAUAAAGCAACCAGUGCCCAAGCUAUUAAUUCUUCCUAUAUACUCUCAAUUGCCUGCUGAUCUGCAAGCAAAAGUUUUCCAGAAAGCUGAAUAUGGGCCUCGCAAAUGCAUUGUUGCUACUAAUAUUGCUGAGACAUCCUUGACCAUCGAUGGAAUUUUCCACGUUAUUGAUACAGGUUAUGGUAAAAUAAAGGUGUACAAUCCACGUACAGGCAUGGAUGCUUUGCAAGUGUUCCCCAUUAGUCGAGCUUCCGCGGACCAACGUGCUGGUCGAGCUGGUAGAACUGGCCCAGGGACUUGUUACCGACUUUAUACAGAGAAUGCAUAUGAGAAUGAGAUGCUACAAAGCCCCGUGCCAGAGAUUCAACGGACAAAUCUCGCAUAUGUGGUUUUGCUGCUCAAGUCUCUCAAUAUUCAGAACUUGUUGGAUUUUGAUUUUAUGGACCCACCUCCUCAGGAUAAUAUCCGUAACUCCAUGUAUCAGUUGUGGGUGCUGGGUGCACUUAACAAUGUUGGGGAUUUAACUGACCUUGGCCGGAAAAUGGUGGAGUUCCCAUUGGACCCUCCCCUAGCCAAACUGCUCUUGAUGGGGGAACGACUAAAAUGCUUAAAUGAGGUUCUGACAAUUGUUUCUAUGCUGUCAGUGCCUUCGGUUUUCUUUAGACCUAAGGAUAGGGAAAAGGAAAGUGAUGCUGCUAGGGAAAAGUUUUUUGUCCCAGAAUCUGAUCACCUUACAUUGCUUAAUGUUUACCAACAAUGGAAAGCUAAUGAAUACAAGGGGGACUGGUGUAGUGACCACUUUUUACAGGUAAAAGGUCUGUGCAAGGCCAGGGAAAUAAGAUCCCAAUUGUUGGACUUACUCAAGACACUCAAAAUUCCGCUCACCUACUGUGGUCCUGAUUGGGAUGUUGUGCUGAAAGCAAUCUGUUCUGCAUACUUCCCUAAUGCAGCUAUGCUGAAGGGGAUUGGGGAAUACGUUAAUUGCAGGAAUGGAAUGCCUUGUAACCUGCAUCCCACAAGUGCUCUCUAUGGAUCGGGUUACACUCCUGAUUACGUGGUUUAUCAUGAGGUAAUCUUGACGACAAAGGAGUACAUGCAGUGUGUGACAGCUGUGGAGCCUCAGUGGUUGGCAGAGCUGGGGCCAAUGUUUUUCUCCGUGUAAGAUUAUGAUACGUCAAUGCUAGAAC
Messenger RNA from Lycium ferocissimum, 3265 nucleotides. Its product is annotated as pre-mRNA-splicing factor ATP-dependent RNA helicase DEAH7-like. Bases 547 to 3240 code for a protein of 897 amino acids. The record is from RefSeq and is a predicted model, not a curated record. Lineage: Eukaryota; Viridiplantae; Streptophyta; Magnoliopsida; Solanales; Solanaceae. Gene Ontology annotation, cellular component: spliceosomal complex; intracellular anatomical structure. Gene Ontology annotation, molecular function: helicase activity; RNA binding. The transcript has a single exon. Gene Ontology annotation, biological process: mRNA splicing, via spliceosome.